AUGCUAGUUAACCUUUCCUCUACCCGAGAGAAAAAUUUCCGCGUGAUUCUUCGGUUCCUACGAGAGAGAGCCUCUUCUUCAGUGGAGACGUAUAUGUUUCGUUGUCUCAAGCCCUCGCGCAACAAUUUCUGCCCGUUUCUCCCUUCUGCGUUCGUCAAUUCGAAUAAGGAUCCCAGCCAACGCCCACCGGCGUCAUAUCUCUUUUCUGUUUGUGUUUCUCUGUUGCCUUAUCUCAUACAUGCUGCCACUGUCACAUAUGAUUUCAAUAUCACCUGGGUAACUAGUAACCCGGACGGGGCUUUUGACAGGCCAACAAUUGGAAUUAACAACAAAUGGCCCAUUCCAGAGAUCAGAUCUAAUGUUGGUGACCAAGUUGUCGUCCAUGUCAAUAAUCAGCUUGGAAACCAGUCUACAUCGCUUCAUUUCCAUGGGCUAUUCAUGAACGGGACUACCGAGAUGGAUGGCGCUACAGGUGUCACUCAAUGCCGGAUCCCACCUGGUGGCUCAUUCACAUAUAACUUUACGACAGACCAACCUGGAACAUACUGGUAUCACUCUCACGGCUAUGGCCAAUAUCCAGAUGGCCUGCGCGGUCCCCUAAUAAUUGACGAUCCAAAGUCACCGCAUGUUGAUAAAUGGGAUGAAGAGAUCAUCCUUACCCUCUCGGACUGGUACCAUGACCAAAUGCCAUCGUUGAUCAAGCACUUUAUCAGCUAUGCAAACCCCACUGGUGCCGAACCUGUCCCUCAAUCGGCGUUGAUGGGUGACACACAAAAUUUGACGAUACCUGUAAAGCCAAACAAGACCUACUUCAUUCGCACUGUUAAUAUGGCAGCGCUGGCAGCACAGUAUUUGUGGUUCGAGGGCCAUCCAAUACGUAUUAUUGAAAUUGACGGAGUGUGGACUGAGGAGCACGAGACGGAUAUGCUGUAUAUCACUGCCGCCCAGAGAUACGGGUUCCUCCUGACCACAAAAAGUGAUACAACAGAUAAUUUUGCCAUAGUUGGUAGCAUGGAUACGGAUCUCUUUGAUAAGGUUCCUCCGGGAUUAAACCCGAAUGUCACGUCAUGGCUCGUAUACGACGAGGAUAAACCGCUGCCACAGCCUAAAGCCAUUGAUGAAUUCAAACCUUUAGACGACUACGUCCUGAGGCCGAGUGAUAAGAUGGGGCUAUUAGAUCAGGUUGACCACAGCCUGACGCUUGACCUGAAAAUGGACAAUCUAGGAGACGGUGCAAAUUAUGCUUGGUUCAACAACAUCACAUACGUUAGCCCAAAGGUCCCAUCGUUGUAUACUGCCCUCGACGCCCCCCGAGACGUAGCCAUGAAUCCAGUAAUAUACGGCGAAAACACCAACCCAUUUGUGCUCGAGCAUAACGAGGUAGUCGAGAUCAUCCUAAACAACAAUGACCCGGGAAAACACCCCUUCCAUCUCCAUGGACAUAACUUCCAGUUAGUCUACCGCUCGGAGGAAAAGGGUGGCCCGUAUAGAGCAGACCAAAUGACAGAUUUACCCCAAGUUCCCAUGCGACGGGACACUGUUCUUGUCAAACCAAACGGCAACAUGGUCUUGAGAUUCCGCGCCGAUAACCCUGGAGUUUGGCUGUUCCAUUGUCAUAUUGAGUGGCAUAUGGACAGCGGGUUGGUAGCGACCAUGGUUGAAGCGCCAUUGGCUCUUCAGGAUCAACGGAAGGAUGGGAUUAAAGCAAUCCCUACAGAUCAUAUUGGCGUUUGCCAGUCCUCGCAGACUCCAUAUCGUGGUAACGCGGGAGCAAACACGGCUGAUUUCUUGGAUGUAUCUAAUAUGAACGGGCCGCCAGCCCCUGAGCUCCCCGCUGGAUUUACCGCUAAAGGUAUCGUAGCGUUGGUUUUUAGCUCUAUUGCUGCCGCGUUGGGUAUAUCAGUCAUCAUCUGGUAUGGACUGGGGGAGAUUAAAUCGCCUGGGGCAAUUGGAGCGGGAACUGCUGGAGUACUCCGUACUGCAGAGUGA
Messenger RNA from Arthroderma uncinatum, 1989 nucleotides. Its product is annotated as iron transport multicopper oxidase FET3. Lineage: Eukaryota; Fungi; Ascomycota; Eurotiomycetes; Onygenales; Arthrodermataceae. Gene Ontology annotation, cellular component: high-affinity iron permease complex. The record is from RefSeq and is a predicted model, not a curated record. The transcript is spliced from 5 exons. Gene Ontology annotation, molecular function: ferroxidase activity; copper ion binding. Gene Ontology annotation, biological process: cellular response to iron ion starvation; reductive iron assimilation. Bases 1 to 1989 code for a protein of 662 amino acids.